Messenger RNA from Eupeodes corollae, 667 nucleotides. RefSeq names its product meiotic nuclear division protein 1 homolog. Lineage: Eukaryota; Metazoa; Arthropoda; Insecta; Diptera; Syrphidae. Gene Ontology annotation, biological process: reciprocal meiotic recombination. Gene Ontology annotation, cellular component: nucleus. The coding region runs from base 32 to 652 and encodes 206 amino acids. The record is from RefSeq and is a predicted model, not a curated record. The transcript is spliced from 3 exons. Gene Ontology annotation, molecular function: double-stranded DNA binding.
CUGAAAGAACAAAAAAAAAGAGGUUUCAAAAAUGUCAAAGAAGAAACCUCUGUCUGCUGAGGAGAAGCGCACGAAAAUGCUUGAACUUUUCCACGAGUCACAGGACGUUUUUCAAUUGAAAGAUUUGGAGAAAAUUGCUCCUAAAGAGAAAGGUAUUGUACAGCAGUCGGUCAAGGGAGUGUUGACGGAGCUAGCUGAUGAUGGAAUCAUAGAUUCAGAGAAAAUUGGAACAAGUGUUUAUUAUUGGGCUUUUCCAAAAAAAUCCAUCAAUGAUUUGAGAAAAAAAAUUCGAGAAGUGGAGGCGGUGAAUGAAAAGGCUGACCUAAGAAUAAAAGAACUCGAGGACUCGCUGAAAAAGUCUACAGAAGCCUUAGAAAACAUUGACGAAGUCACAAGAAUCCAAAACGAAGUGACGCUCUUGAAAGUUGAAAAAACCGACUUAGAGAAGGAACUAAAUAGUUUGGGAGAGAAUGAUCCAGAAGUUCUGGCGGCAAAAGAAGACGAAAUAAAAAAACUACUUGAAGCCGCUAAUCGAUGGACCGAUAACAUUUUCUACAUAAAAUCAUGGUGCAAAAAUAAGUUUGGCAAAGAGGACAAGGAACUGGACAAGGGAUUUGGAAUACCAGACGAUUUAGAUUAUCUACAUGAAUAAAACUUAUUUUACUUA